Molecule: messenger RNA, 2292 nt
Organism: Diatraea saccharalis (sugarcane borer)
Lineage: Eukaryota; Metazoa; Arthropoda; Insecta; Lepidoptera; Crambidae
Source: the annotation of a GenBank genome assembly
AUGUUGAUGUCUGUGAUAUUUAUAGCUUUAGCAUCGCAGUUUCAAAUAGCACUGGGCACAAAACAUGCGUGCGUUCCAAACACGGAGUUCGUAUUGAAUGGACAAUUGUGCUUCUGCGAUAAGGAAGGAUGGUGGAAUAAAUCUGAUUGCAGUGCUAUCGGCCGCCGUACAUGCACACCCGGUCAAAUUAUAUGGCAAGGCUGCAAUCAAUGCAUCUGUCAAGAGAAUCAACAAUUAAUAUGCAAUAACGAAGCAUGUUAUGGUGAUACAUCCUCAGAAGAUACUCACAAAAGUGAUCUUAUCUUACCCAAUUUUGAAUUUUCUGUAAACAACGAUUCCACAUACUCUUGGUGUACGCCAUACAAGUCGUUUUAUGUCAACUGCAGUAUUUGCGUUUGUUCAGCUACAGGUAAAACAUCUGAAGCCCACUGUGUCAAAGAUCAUUCGUGCCCGAAUCAACCGUCGUCGAAUUCUGAUUUUUUGACUUCAAUCAAUAAGAACAUUUGUAUACCAAAAGUCAUGUACUUGUUUUCAUGUAUCCAUUGCUUGUGUUCUGAUGGAGGAUAUUUUAUUCUUAAUCAAUGUGUCGAAACUUGCCAUCGACCACAACAAUCUCAAAUGACUAGAAGAUGUAUCUCCAGAACAUUCUACAUGAAAGAUUGUAAUGUAUGUUGGUGUACGGAAGACGGUGUGGCAGACGACAAAUAUUGUACUAAAAAUAUUUGUAACAAGGCAUCUUCAUAUAAAUCACUCGAAUCGCUAAAAACUGUUCGUAGAAAAUGUCAGCCAUACACUUUUGCUAAGCCGAGAUGCUUUUAUUGUACUUGUGAUGCAAAUGGUAACUUGAAUGAAAACGCUUGCCUAGAGUCAGAUUGCAUUAAAAGUGAAUAUUUCAAAUACGAUCUUACCAAACAAACCUGCAGUCCAGGUGAAAUGGUUCCAAUAUGUCAAGAAUGUUUUUGUUUAAGAGGUGAACUGACCAACCAAUCCUACUGUUCCCAAGUAUGCUCUUAUCAAAGUAAGCUUAGUAUUCUUGAAAAAAUGUUAAUGGAUAAUCAAGGUAACACUGAAAUAAUAGAAAAAGAAUAUAUCCAACAUACCUCUGAGGGUGAUAGUUGUCAACCUAAUUCUGUUUAUUUAGACCACAAUCGAUUUUGUUUAUGCCCAGAAAACGGUAGCACCAAUUUCAAACUAUGCACAUCGAUUAUUGAAGAUACUAAUAUAAAUAAACCGAAUGAUGCAUUUUCUAGCAUAGCUGUCAAUACGAGUCUCAGUAUUUCUUGCGAACCGAGUUCAUUUGUGGAGAUCGACUGUAACACCUGUUACUGUGGUAAGAACGGUAAAAUAGAUCCUAAAUGGUGUACCAACGAUGAUUGUGACGCUAAAAGAAUCAUUCAAAUUGGUCAGACUUCAUUGCGCGACUCGGUGAUUGACAAAAUCAACGAUACCUGUGUACCAGGAUCAGUAACGAGAGUCGGAUGUAAUUUUUGCAUUUGUCCCCAAAGUGGUAUUGCCAAAGAGAGGGCUUGCACAAAAAAUGUAUGUUCUGAUUUCCAAGAAGUGUAUGAUGAAAAAUUUGUUUGUGAACCUCUUGCUUAUUAUUUGGUAGAUUGCAAUGUAUGUCUUUGUCCUCAUGAUGGUGUUAAAAACGUGGAAAAAUGUACGAAAAAGGUUUGCGAGAAGACCAUUUUAAGGUCUGACAGCUGCACUCCUGGACAAUUCUUUAGCAAUGAAUGCAACGUAUGUGUUUGUCCACCUAAUGGCAACAAAGCCGACAGAGUAUGUACACGACACAAGUGUUCUGAUCUAGAUACUCCAUGGAGAAAAAUAUUUAGAUUAUCUCAAAGCUUGUUAGAUAGUAAAACGAUUCAGGCGGCGCCAGUGGUGAAACAGGAUUUAGACUUUUGUUUCUCUGGUGAAGAAUUCGAAAUUGAUUGCAGGAUAUGCGUAUGUCCAGAUGUGGGGUUGAAAUCUCAUGCGACAUGUUCAGACGAUGUGUGUGAUGAGAAAAAUAAUCAAGAUAACAACAGAUUAGAUGUAAGUAUUGAAAUAGUGACAGAUAAUACAGGCACAACCGUUGCUGAUACAGAAGUCGACGAAUCGCCAAUACCUCAUAAUCAUACAAUAUAUAAAUGUACAAAACCUGGCAAAGUCCUCGAUGAAUGCUACAUCUGUGAAUGCAAACAUGAUGUUAUAAUAGAAGAGCAUUGCUUCAAAAGCGACGCGGAUGAAUGCGAGAAUGCAAAAGCCUCUUUUUUGGAUACAGUUAAUAAAGUUGUACUGGUUUCUUGA